This is a messenger RNA of Lactuca virosa, 864 nucleotides long. The record is from the annotation of a GenBank genome assembly. Lineage: Eukaryota; Viridiplantae; Streptophyta; Magnoliopsida; Asterales; Asteraceae.
AUGGAUCAACCUGUUCAUAAUCAAGAUCAAGAAUAUAUUACAAUCGAAGACGAUGAAAUUACUAAGCCGGAUUCCGAUUCCGAAUCAAAUAUCAAAGUAGCUGUUCCCAGUUACUGGCAAUCUGGAAUUUUCAGAAACAACAACCAGUUGAUGUUGCGUAGAGUUGAGAAAGGAACCAGUGAAUACGUGAAUGUCGCGAGGAGUUUUAUCAAUGGGAUGAGGAAUUUCGAGAACCAUGUUGACGUCGUUGCUAUUCACCGGAAAAAUUAUAAAUGGAGUGUGAUGGAUGAGGCUCGCGUGGAGGCGUUUAGGCGUUUUGCGACGGCAGUUGCCAAUAGAAACGGCGGAGAUCCGAACAUAAGGUUUGGUUGGUACGGCGGUUUUCGUGAAGAGAUUCGUGACAUUUUGUGUUAUGGAUUUCGUCGAUUGGAAAACAGUUCGUCAUCUUAUGGCCGCGGUGUUUACUUCUCUCCGGUGAAUAAUUCAAAUGCGAGUCAAAAAUCGAUAAUAGCUGAUUCAGAUGGUGUGAUGCAUGUCUUACUAUGUCGCUUGAUUUUAGGGAAACUCGAACCAAUUCCUUUUGGUUCACAAAUCGAUCAACCGACAUCGGCAGAAUUCAAUUCGGGUGUCGAUGAUCUUUUAUCACCCAAGAGAUACAUCAUUUGGGAACCUUACAUGAACACCUUCGUUCUUCCCCUUUUCAUCGUCGCUUUCAAAGCAAAUUCAUUAAUAGGAGUAAGAAAGGAAAGGUGGCAUGCUAUGAUGAAAAUUCUGAUGAAGAACUUCCCGAAGUAUUUGAGUUCUUCAAAGAUGGCUUAUAUUAAAAAGCAACAUGAUGAUUUAUAUGUAAAGUUUUCCGAUUGA